Messenger RNA from Glycine soja, 1661 nucleotides. RefSeq names its product activating signal cointegrator 1. The record is from RefSeq and is a predicted model, not a curated record. Gene Ontology annotation, cellular component: nucleus. Gene Ontology annotation, molecular function: zinc ion binding. The transcript has 4 exons. Gene Ontology annotation, biological process: regulation of DNA-templated transcription. The coding region runs from base 106 to 1401 and encodes 431 amino acids. NCBI's taxonomy places the organism in Eukaryota, Viridiplantae, Streptophyta, Magnoliopsida, Fabales, Fabaceae.
GCAACUCAAGAGAUUUACAAGAAAAAAGGGCACCUAAGAAUAAAGAUCAAGAAUCCCAUCUUCUAUCAAAUAAGCGAACACGGUUAGUAGCGGCAGAGAAAGGAGAUGGAAUCGGCGGGGGAGUGGCUGGAGAAGGCGUUGGUGGAGUUGUGCUCCAAGAUUGAAACUGGCUUGGGUUUAGGUUUGGACCAAGACAUCAUCAAAGGCCUCGUGUCUUACUGUGACCUUGCCGAGCCACGAGAUGCCAAAGAGUACCUUGACAAUAUAAUCGGUCAGGAUGCAGGGAAAACUGUGAUUGAAGAAUAUUUACGACGGAGAGGUUACUCAGAAUCCAGCAUCGGCUCAAAUGUUCCAACUACCAAAUUACAUGCGUAUGUCAAACCGCCUUCAGUUGAGACAUCUGCUAGUGGAACUAAGAAAUCAUUUAAAACACCGAAAGUGGCAGGCCGCGGUAAUCAUGCAGAACCCAACAAGAAUGCGAGUAGCAGUAAUCAGGAAAAUCAGACUCCAACUGUAGUUAGUGAAUCAAAAACAUCGCAAAAGGGGAACCAAGUGAAUUCCAAGAAGAAGAAAGCCGGGAAAGUUGUCUCACUUGCUGAGGCUGCCAAAGGAUCCAUUGUGUUCCAGCAGGGAAGACCAUGCUCCUGUCAAGCACGUCGUCACAGGCUGGUCAGCAACUGCUUAUCUUGUGGCAAAAUAGUCUGUGAACAAGAAGGAGAGGGGCCUUGCCAUUUUUGUGGUGCACUUGUGUUAAGAGAGGGCAGCUCGUAUGCUGGUCUGGAAGAAAGUUUGCCUCCCUUGUCAGAGUCUGAGGCUGUUGCUGAAGCUUAUGCAAAGAGACUGGUUGAAUAUGACCGAAACUCUGCAGCUCGUACAACAGUUAUUGAUGACCAAAGUGACUACUAUGAGAUUGAUGGAAACAGUUGGUUGUCAAAGGAGGAGAAAGAACUGUUGAAGAAGAAACAAGAGGAGAUGGAAGAAGCUGAGAAAGCCAAACGUAAUAGAGUUGUUGUGACUUUUGAUCUAGUUGGCCGCAAGGUCCUUGUAAAUAAAGAUGAAGCUUCAGAAUUACAGUUUGAAAAUAGAAUAUUGCGUCCUCCGGAUGCAAGGGAAGUGAACCGUAUCAAACCAAAUCCAACUCUAACGUUUCAACCUGUUUUUGUGGACCUGGGCUUUGGUAGGAAAUCCACUAAAGAUAAGCAAUCACAUAAAGGCAUAAGCAAGGGCUUGUGCUUGGAGAUUACAGGGCGAGUGCAGCAUGAUAGAAAUGACCAGAAGUAUGUUAUGAUGGAAAACCAAUUGGCAACAGCUUCAAAUGAAAAUGUUUGGCAAGUAUCUUCAGGAAAUGGAAUGCACAUCAUGGAAGAUGAUGGUCAAUGUUUACUGAACUAUGAUAAGUAAAGUGCCUUAUCCAGCUUUUAGCGAUUACUGUUACAUUCUUCAUUUGCUUUCUCCCAUUUUCUUUUUGAUUUGCGCGUCUAAGCCAUGAAAUUGAUGGUCCUAAUUACUUUUUUCAGAAAGAAAGUUAAGAAUUUUAGGCAGCGCUAUUUUUGUUUAUACACUGCUCAGAUAUUAAAUAUCAGUCAACUACUAUUAUCUAUUUGUAUUUAUGUUUUACAGUGAUUGGUUUAAUGUAACUUCAGGUUUUCCCUUGCCUUCCA